Notolabrus celidotus (New Zealand spotty) is the source of this 4851-nucleotide messenger RNA. It is a transcript of the gene skida1, whose product is annotated as SKI/DACH domain containing 1. Bases 332 to 2830 code for a protein of 832 amino acids. Lineage: Eukaryota; Metazoa; Chordata; Actinopteri; Labriformes; Labridae. The transcript has a single exon. The record is from RefSeq and is a predicted model, not a curated record.
CAGAGGCAGGUAGCAGCAGCAGCAGCAGCAGCAGCAGCCCUGGCUUUGGUGGACGCAUCCAUUGCAUUCCUCCACCAUGCCGGACCCGGGCAAGAGGCGACGUGUGGAUGCUGUCGGCUCAUUCAGCAAAUCAGACACCGGCAGCUCCAUUUAACUCCGCAUGUCAAAGUUUGCAUUUUCAUGACGCAGCAGCAGCAGCAGAGGCAGCGUGGAUGGAUUAAAGGUAUGAGCAGGAUGCCUUGAGCUCGCGACCUCAUGCCAUUUACUGGUAAAUCCAUAACAUACUGAGAGAGACUACAUGGAUUAAUACAUUGGAGCGGAUACAUAAAAAAUGGGAGACCUGGAGUGUGGUUUUGAGGAAAUGCAAGGAGUGAGGCUGGGAUACCUGCUCAUCCAAGGCAAGCAAAUGUUUGCUUUGUCUCAGGUCUUCACCGACCUGCUCAAGAACAUCCCCCGGACCACGGUGCACAAGCGCAUGGACCACCUGAAGGUGAAGAAGCACCACUGCGACCUGGAGGAGCUGCGGAAGCUCAAAGCAAUAAACUCUAUAGCUUUCCACGCCGCUAAAUGCACUCUGAUAUCGCGCGAGGACGUGGAGGCUCUGUAUAUCUCCUGCAAGACGGAGCGGGUGUUGAAGUCCAACAAAAAGAAAGCGAAAGCGGUGUGUUCCCCCGGGGAUGUGGAUGAGUCUCCGGGGCGUCUCCAUGCUGACGCCGAGCUGUGGAAGGAAAAAGUUUGGUUUAGUUUGCACAGUGUCCCGGAGACUCUCACGCUCCAUAAUAAAACAGGCAGGAGGAGAGAGCUGACUCCCUGUCUUACAGACUCCAAACUACCUCAAUUUUACCACAAAACCCACGGGCGGGAAUACCGUUCGGUGACCAAGUCCACUCACAAACACUUUAAAAACUAUGAAACAACAAAAAUCACAGGGAACCGCGUUACUUUGAGCCAAAGGCACUCGUUUUUCCGGAGCGCUGUGAGCCGGCAGCCGGUGGUGCUUCAGUCCGCCAUAGCUGCUCAGUCCAGGCUCUCGCGCUCAGCCGGCGACCUACUUCACAAAAGGAAGAGGAGGCGCGAGGGGGGCGGCGGCAGGGACAGCGCGAGGCACUCGUGGAGUAGAAGCAGACACGCGCAACACCACGUACCACCGGUGCUGCUCGUACAACAACCCAAGUCCUCCGGCGCUCACGCCGCUUCUUUUGGCGCUUUCCACCUGAGUACGGAUUUCUAUCUCGACCCAAGACCUCACCAUCAUCACCACCACCAGCACCACCACCAUCAUCAUCACCACCACCACGAGCCCAGUUUCCCAGAGAGUUACAGUAGCGACAGCGAGUCCAGCACCGCGUACUCGGACCGUGCGUAUCCCGACUCGGACUUUGGGUCCGGUUUCUCCACCAGCAGCAACUCUGGGAGCUCCGAGGAGGAAGAAGAGGGCGAGGAGGAAGAUGACACGCAGUCUGAGAGUUCAGAGGUCAGCUCAGACGAGGAGGAGAGCUCGUCUCAGUCCGACUCCAGCUCGGUUUCAAGCCGGGUUUCGGUGCAGAGCAUCCGGUUUAGGCGGGCCCGGGUCGGUUCUAUUGCCAAAUCUAUCACCAGUAGUAAAGCACCUUUGGUUCUUGAGCCCACGUUUCACUACAACAACAACCAGCAGCAACAAGACAAACAACACAGGACCCUGGGCCACGUCUCCCCCUCAGCUGACAGCAGACUCGACAGACGGCAGAAAUGUGAAUUUAUAUGCAGUGAAUCCAGAAAGGACUUCGGAACUUUACAGCCACCAAAAUUUAACUCUUCUCUUGUGGGUGAGAGCUUUUUCACUGAGUCCAAAAGGGAAAAAUCAUUCGAGGGUGACCCUGUGGACGAGCUGACCCAGUGUCCACCGGGUCCCAACCGGACUAAAGUCUUUCACCCUUCGCGGAGGACACCCGGGCUUCCCAAAAAGUGCCCCUCGGGACUGAGCUCACAAUGGGACCAUGACAAAGACACCAAGCCUCCCAAAUCUGCCGAGAAAAGAGAAGCAAAAACUACCAGUCUGAAACUGCCAACUCCGCUGAAAAAAAUCAAAAUCGAGGCGGAGGAGACCUCUGUGACCGCCUUCCCCCUCUCUGACAGCGGCAGGACAGCCUGGACGCCCCCCUUCAACCUCCACAGUGUGAAAGUUAAAGUGGAGGAGAGCUGGGAUGAAUAUGAAUACCAGAGCCAGGCCGUUUCAGUCAAAUGUAAAGGAGAUAAGGCAGAGAGCUGCCAGUUUCCAGGCGGAACCAUCAAACAAGGAGACUAUUUGACAGAAAAGAGUCCUGAUGUGGUCCCCAAGUCCCCCUGUGGCCCUCAGGAAUGCAGGAGCACCCAGGACUCCCCUUGUGUCGAGGAGGGGGAGCGCAGGGGCAAAAACUACAGGGCUCCGGUGCUGGAGAAAAAGAAGCCCCGAGUUUCCAGGACGCAAACAAAACAAACCGUGCUCAGAGUCAACAAAACUGCCUCCUCUUCUUCUUUUUCUUCUUCCUCGUCCACCACCUCCUCUUCUUCUUCCCCUUCUUUACGUCCAGAUGAGCUUUCCACCGAGGAUUUACCGAGCAGACGUAAACAACGCUGCAGCGCGAGCUCUGCAGCAGCGUCGCCGGCUGCUAAAACGCCUUUCAGCCUGAUGGCAAAUUUCCCAUCCCUGCCGUCGCUGGUUGUUGGCAGCGACGGGGAUUUGUGCCCUGCUUACUCCCUAAACUCGUUGAGGGGUCCCGGGCCUCCCCCUCCGUCCCACCCCGUGUGGAGGUGGCAGCCAGGCGGCCAGAUUCUCCCUCCCCCACCCGCUCAGAGAACUCGGAAAUACUGAGCUAAAGCAGAAAAACAAAAGCUCCCAAACGUGUCCAUCUCCAGCCUUCUAACGCAGCCGGAGUCUUAACGUGAGCUCCUCGAAACUGCUCACAACUUACUCGGUGUUUAGUAUUAUUAUUUCUCCUCCCUUUUUUCAGUGAAUGAGUUUAUUUUGAAGUUUGAAGAUCUCUUUUUGGAGCCUCAUUAAACGCACACAGGACUGUGAGACAACGCGCGUGGAUUUACGCUUAAAAAACUUGUGUUUGAAAAAAGCUGUCAAUCCUAAGCAAUAUGUAAGGUUCUCAUUGUUGUGUUUACUUGACUUUUUCCUGACUGUUCCUUCUUUGCUUUCUAUGCUCGACCUGUUGGAUUGUAUGGUGCCAGGGUUUCAGUGGUUUGUGCUUUGUCUGAAAGAGGAAAGGAGUGAGAAAAAAAACAGCAUUUCUUACGAACCGGCGACCCAUACUCUGUUAGGUUUGGGAGUGAAAUGUUCUCACUAAAUCAGAAAAAAAUCAGGGUUUCCCAUUCUGUGCCACUCGGUAUAUUUUAUAUCAAAGCUGUGUUUUCUUUCAUGACUGUCAUGCUGGCCAGCUGGCCACAAUGGCCCAUGUGUGACUAAUUUCAGAUAAUUCUUAAAUAAUGGGUUUAAUAAUGUCUUUCUAUACGUGCUCACAGUUAAGCCUUUAUUGGAUUUGACAGGAUUUUUUUCCUGGUGGUUGUUGGGUUUUUUCUAGAGUCCUUGUGAUCUGGUUUUCUGUCUUGUUUUUAUCUCUGCGGACUAUUUCCUGGUUUGCAAACGUGUGGCUGCGCACAGACGCAGGCCCAGACACAACACAGGCCUUAUGUACAGACAAUCAAAGAGAUGAGGAAUCAUAGCACGUUAGCUCCCACAUGACAGACCCGAUUUAAGUCCCUCCUGGUCCACUUGGCCAUUGAUUUCUCCUGCUUAGAAAAACCCUGCCACAGGAGGAAUUGCGUAAAAACAUAGGUCAAACACAGAGAUAGAGACAGUGCCAAAGAGAGGAUGUGAUUCAUGAGUCAAAGUGGAGUAAACCAGCACCAAAACAGCGUUUAAACACCGCCUAUAGCUGCUCCUCAGAAACAAUGCGACAAAGCACAAGUUAUGGCUUAAAUGCAUUGCACUUUGAUACUGUUGGGGGUCAUGUUACAGCUUUAGGGUUUUCUGGCUUGCAUGUGAAAUAAUGUCUUAGAUGCUGAUGAAAAAAACACUGCUAUAGAAGGAACUGCUGGCUUUAUGUGGAUGCAAAAAGGCCAAAUUUCAUUAAUUUGAGUGCAGUUUUAGCAUGCACCCAUAUAUGAGUUGCUGAACCAUGCCAUGUUUUAUAGAUGCGCAAAGACACUGUAGUUGUUAAUUACUUUAAAAAAUCGAUUAAGCUUAAAAAGGAGCAUCCUACGUCGAGACACCUAAAAUGAGAUCAACUUUGAAAUAAUACAGUUUCCUUUCCACCAUGUCUUAACGUUUUUACCUUAGCCUUUCGAAUAUGGCCGCUCAUGAAUGUAGAACCCGUGCCCUGUUUCGCGCAAAGCAGAGUUAAAUCACGUGGUUAAAGUUGCACCUACAUUUAGAUAUGUAAAGCAAACGUGUAGAUGUUUUUAAUGGCAGUGCAGGACGCGCUCUGCUAAUUGGCAGGCUUUUUCUGUCUGCGACAAAGAGAGGCCCAGCUUAUGGCGAGCCAGAUCACAACAAACCCAAAGCCCGUGAAUGAUGUCAGCCCCCUCACACACACACUCACAGCACAGCAAAGGGUGCGCUCAUUCAGACGAUUGUAGGAACUAUUUAAUGGGUGAUUGUAAAAAAAAAUGUACAGAGGGUGAGUUUGCGUAAAUCAGCGUGGAUACAUGUGGUGGAGUCACGUGGUUAGAGUUCCACUCUGCAGCCACAAUUGGCCUUAUCUCUGAGGCGAUGAUUCAAACUUGAACUUAUAUUACCAGCCUGGAAACUGGCGAUUCUUUUUCAAGCCAUGGCACAAGCUGGUGUAUGCGCAGUAAAAAAAAUGGAGGGGGUUGCACGAGGUUGAG